AUGGAUAUUAAAAUUUCCAUUAUUGGAGCUUUAGCACUUGGCUCAAUAUUCAUUAUUGUUGGCGUUCUCUCUCUAACUAUCGUUCCAUUAACGGUAAACAAGGAAGUUAUCAAGAAUGAACAUUUGGGUUACGAUGAAAAUGGUACUUAUAAUGUAAUGACUCAGCGUUGGAUUGAGCAAAAAUAUUCAAUGAAAUUGAAAAUAUGGACAGUUUCUGUGGCAAAUCCAAAUGAUAUUUCAAAAGGAAGCUAUCCUGUGCUUAUUGAAAAAGGACCAUAUGCUUACACGGAAUAUCGGAAGAGAGUAAAGGUAAAUUUCAUGCAUAAUAAUACACGUGUACUGUUUCGUAAUCAACGUUAUUACAUUUACAAUAAAAAUGAAUCAUGCGCAAAUUGUUAUUUAAAUGAUACGGUUAUGAUACCAAAUAUUAUGUUCCAGUAUAUAGCUAAUAUUGCUGCUAAAAGUGGUCCAAUGGUAAGACAAGUGAUUAAACUUGCUCUUCAACAAUUCAAAUAUGAAACACCAUUCAUUAAUGUAACUGUGAAUCAGAUGCUAUUUGAAGGAUAUGAAGAUCCGUUAAUAAGAAUGAUUUGUGAUAACAGCUUAAUUCAUAAUCUAUGUAUUGCUGCCGGGAUUCCAAUGCGUGUAAAAUUCCUGGAAAAUGGUACAGAUAAUGGUGAAUAUUUGAUUGAUACUGGAUUAGAAGAUAAUAGUAAAAUUGGUCAAGUAUAUAAAUGGAAUGGACAAAAUGAAACACCAUGGUGGAGCACUGCACAAGCACGUAAAAUUAAUGGAACAGAUGGAGAACUAUUUUCACCAUUUUUAUCGGAAUCUAAUAAUUUACCCAUUUUUAUUGGUGAUUUAGGCAGAUCAGUUUACCUGGAUUAUGAUGGAAUGGUGACACAUGGACGAAUACCAUCAUAUCGUUUUGUGAUUCCGUCAACAGUUUAUAAUCCAUUUUUGCCCGAAAAUAAAGGAUUUUGUAGUCGUGAAACACCUCGCUAUUUCAGUAAUGAUAUACAACCUGAAGGAUGCUUACCUGCUGGUAUGUUUGAUAUUGGUCGUACAAAAAUUGGUUCUCCACAUAUCUAUCUAUCUGGUGUUCAUUUUUAUCAGUCACCUCCACAGAUUUAUCAAAAUUUCACCGGUUUCCGGCAUCCGGAUAACAGCGACGCAACAUAUAUUGACAUUGAACCGUAUACUGGUGUUGUUGUGAGUGCAUUUGGAGCUUCUCAAAUUAAUAUUGGAAUGAUCAGUGGCAAUUCAUACUUGCUUAGUGAAAUGCCAAGUAUGAUUGUACCUGUACUAUGGAUGAACGAAUUGAUAAAUUUAGAUGACGAGACAAGAAAAGAUUUAGAAAAAGUUGUGCUUGUGCCACGAGGAGCACGCAUUCUUGGUAUUUUACUGAUAGGCUUAGGCUUACUUCUUUGGACAAUUUUCUUGAUAAUCUCAUUGAGAAAUAUGUACUUAAGAAGGAAAGAUGAUGACGAAGCACAUCUAAUUGACGAUAAUGUGGAAAACUGA
Molecule: messenger RNA, 1524 nt
Organism: Brugia malayi
Lineage: Eukaryota; Metazoa; Nematoda; Chromadorea; Rhabditida; Onchocercidae
Gene: Bma-scav-3
Exons: 12
Coding region: 1-1524 (507 amino acids)
Cellular component (GO): membrane; cytoplasm
Molecular function (GO): scavenger receptor activity
Source: RefSeq, a predicted model, not a curated record